AUGGUGCUCUUUACCCAGAUGGAGGAACUGGGAGGCCACCACAAGCUCAGCGUCUCUGCAGAGAACAAACCCUUCCUAGAUGCCAAGGUGCAGAUAGGCCCCAGCUCACUCAGGCCACGUCAGCCCAGGAUCAGCACGGCUGUCCGCCUGUGGGUGCUCACCCAGGCCUUGGCUGCCCUCUUCCUUGUGGACAGGGAAGUGCCAGUGUCGGCAGCAAAGGGCAUUUUCUCAAGAAUGCCCAUCUGUGAGCACAUGGCAGAAUCUCCAGUCUGCCCCUAGAUAUAUGACCCGGUCUGUGGCACUGACGGGGUCACGUAUGACAGUGAAUGCAAGCUCUGCUUGGCUCGGAUGUAAAAAAAAAGACAGGACAUCCAGAUCGUGAACGAUGGCAGAUGCUAA
This is a messenger RNA of Balaenoptera acutorostrata (minke whale), 399 nucleotides long. RefSeq names its product serine peptidase inhibitor Kazal type 4 (gene SPINK4). Lineage: Eukaryota; Metazoa; Chordata; Mammalia; Artiodactyla; Balaenopteridae. Gene Ontology annotation, molecular function: protein binding; serine-type endopeptidase inhibitor activity. The transcript is spliced from 6 exons. The record is from RefSeq and is a predicted model, not a curated record.